ACAGAAGUUUUAGUGUUUCAUGUGAUAGUCACAAAGUUUCCUGAGAGACCAAAGGUCCAUCUUGUCCUCUUUCUUGCAUUUGAUUUCAUACCCUCUCACGAUGGCAACCAGACAAGAACUUUUUAUUUUGCUCUCUAUGCUUGGUUCUGUAUGUGCGCUGUACAAGCAGUGGGUUCCAGACACCAACUUUGAAAAUUCAACUAACUGGGACAAAGGUUCUGUUCCAUGUGGAAGUGACCAAGUGGUGUUUCCAGCCUCUGGGAAAGUAGCUGUGUAUGUGGCGGCAUCUCAUACACUAUCUGGAAUGAGUCUGCCUGUGGACGGAGAGUUUAUUCUGGCCUCAGGAGCUGGUUUUUCUAUUAGAGAAGGUCAGGAUCCUGGCUGUGGGGCAGGUGGCACAAUCCGUUUUAGAGACCCUGACUCUUUGAAGUGGUUCGAUCCAGCUUUGUGGAAGGGUGCUUCCUCAUUAGAUCAUCUACAGACUGGGCCUUAUCUCUUCUUUGUUCAUGAAGAGAGUUUACCAUGCCAGCAUGAUGAUGUAGUUUUCCGGGAUGGCUCAUCUUUCCGUGUAGACGUAUCAGCACAUGAGAGCAGCAUUUCUGUGAAGAGCGUUUCAGUGCUGGGGAAGAAGUUUAGUGACAACUAUGACUUCUCUCAGUAUGCCAGUUCCCAAUUGGGGAAGCUGCAGUUUCAUGGAUCUUCAUCAGUUACAGUCAGUGGAUCAGCCUGCCAUGAUAGUACAGGAUGUGAGUGUGGAAAUUCAGGCAACCAUGACCGGAUAUGCUCGAGUGUCAAGUGUUCACAGCUGGACUGCAAGAAACCGUUGUACCCAGUGGGACACUGCUGUGAAGUUUGCGGUGCCAUCGUGGCUAUACAUUUCUCUGACAGCUUUGACAUCGAAUCUUACCGCCAGCGUGUGCAGCACCUCUUCCUCGGCUUGUCCAAGUAUAAAUCCAUUCGAAUGGCUUUGUCGAAAGUCUCGAAACCUCAAAAACUGAUGCAAGUCAUUCCUUAUGGAACCUCCCAGGAGAUCCAGGUGGUUCUGCUAGAUGAAGAUACUGGCCCACAGGCUGGAAAGCUGGCUGAGGCUCUUGCACAGGAUAUAGUAAGAGACAUCAAUGCUCAAUCUUUUCAUCUGGGCAUAGACAGUGCAGAGUAUCAAGCAUCUUCAGGAGCAAGCAGUGGUGAUGCAUCUGGAAUAAGUGGAGGAGCGGUAGCUGGGAUUAUCCUGGGUAUUCUGGCUGUGAUAGCUUUCCUGGCUCUGUUUGUAGUUCUUCACCGCCGAGGCAGGAUUAGGGUGCCAAAUUUACCCUCAUUGAGUAGCUGGAGGAAGGGCAGUGAGCCUGGUGAUCUGGGUGGGCCUCUAGACCAUGGUUUUGACAACCCUAUGUUUGAGAAACUGAACAGUUUGCCAGAGAUCCCAGGGCUGUAUGGAACAGAGAGUCUAAAUAGUAUAACCUUAACACAUUCAGGAGUGCACUUUGUGAAUCCUGUGUAUGAUGAAACUGACUUUAAUGCAUGAUGCUGAUUAAAUUGUAAGUCACUUCUCAAGCAAUUCAUUGAUUUAUGCUGUUGUCACUAACUAAAAUGUAAAAUGUAAAGCCUUUCAAAAAUUGUGUAGUUAAAUAACAGUAGUAAUGAUUAGAACAUUUGGUUGGCUCAUUGUCUCAGUCAUGUUAUGUCAAGGAAAAUCAUUCAAAUUUAUUAAGAUUUUAAAAUCAAACAAAUGAAAUAAAAUGAAAAAUCA
Messenger RNA from Silurus meridionalis, 1747 nucleotides. It is a transcript of the gene amn, whose product is annotated as amnion associated transmembrane protein. The transcript has a single exon. The record is from RefSeq and is a predicted model, not a curated record. Bases 101 to 1522 code for a protein of 473 amino acids. Gene Ontology annotation, cellular component: apical plasma membrane; endocytic vesicle. Gene Ontology annotation, biological process: intracellular protein localization; receptor-mediated endocytosis. NCBI's taxonomy places the organism in Eukaryota, Metazoa, Chordata, Actinopteri, Siluriformes, Siluridae.